AUGCCAAAUUGGCCUGCUCCCAGUCCAGAAAUUCAACACUUACUUCGUAUACUUCCAAGUCAAUGUAGUGGUCAUCCUUUAGGCCCUCUUUGGCAAGCAUUCAAUCCUAUUAAAGUUGAUAAAAAAACUAAAGCCACAUGUAUUUUUUGUAAACAUGAAAAUCCUAUAUCCGGAACUGCUGCUGUAAUGGGUGCACAUAUCAAAAAGUGUACAAAAAUUCCCUUAAAUGUUCAAAUCUAUCUUAUUAAUGCACAAGAAUUUCAAAAUCAGCAAAACAAUAUACAAAAAAGUUUGGAAUUUUCACGAUCAUCAUCAGAUAUAUCAAUCGAUUCUACUUCAAUUACACCAAUUUCAAGUCAAGAUUUAAUAGUCACAAUGUCUAAUAAUAAUCAAUUUUUAUUAGAUUCAUAUAAAUCUAAUCAAUUAUUACUAGAAGGCAUGAUUGAGGGUGGAGUACCUCUUUCUCUAGUUGAUGCACUGAAAUUUAAAGAAUUUAUUUAUUCAAUAAAUUCUCAAUAUCAUUUGCCAGCAAGAAGACAGCUUUCAAGCCAUAUUCUUGAUAAUGUAUAUGAUAAUGUUCAAUUAUCAAUUCAAGAAUUUAUUAAUAAAUCUGAUUGGAUUACUAUAGCAACAGAUGGCUGGACAAAUAUCCGUCAGGAUCAUCUUAUAAAUUAUAUUGUAAUUGGUAAAAAUAGGAAAUCUGAACUUAUUAAAGUAAAAGAUACUCAUGGUGAAAGUCAAACAUCAGAAACAAUUCUUCACGAUUUAGUUGAAGUUAUGACUGAACUUGGAAUUGAAAAAAUUAGUACAAUUAUCACAGAUGAAGCAGCUAAUUAUAUUCGAAUGAAAACAAUAUUAGUACAACAAUAUCCAAAAAUUUUAGCAUUACCAUGUGUAGCUCAUGAAUCAAAUCUUUUAGUUGGUGAUAUGCUAAAGCAUACAUAUAUGAAAUCUACUAUCACUUUAGCAUUAAAAAUUAUCACUUAUCUUCGAAAAAGUAUACAAGCUAUUCAAUUUAUUCGUGAUCGUGCUUGUAAUAAUACUUUUCGUGAAAUUAUAUCUAUUUUAAAAAAUGAUACAUUUUGGAGUCAAUUAGAAAUGAUUAUUCAAAUUUUGGAAUUAUAUUCUCUUGUACCUAUUAUUUUGGAAUCUCAAUAUGCAACAAUUGCUGAUGCAGUUUACUUAUGGUGUCGAAUGCAAAAAAUUUCUUAUACAAUUUAUGAUAACUUUCAAAAUUAUAUUAUAUCUCGAAUUAAAUAUCGUUGGCAAAGAAUUUAUAAUCCUGUAUUUUUAAUUAGCUGGUUAUUACAUCCAAAAUAUUUUUUAGCAAAAGUUAUUCAUCCAGAACUUUUAACUUUUGUUAAAAAAGAAGCUAGCACUUUAUUUAGCCGAUUAUUUCCAGAUAAAGAUAUUUAA
Scutellospora calospora is the source of this 1416-nucleotide messenger RNA. NCBI's taxonomy places the organism in Eukaryota, Fungi, Glomeromycota, Glomeromycetes, Diversisporales, Gigasporaceae. The record is from the annotation of a GenBank genome assembly.